CUUUAACAUCCCAACGAAUAAUCUACAACUUCUCAAUGAUUCCCUGGUAACGAACGAUUACAACUAUAACAUGCUUUAUCUAUAAUUUUACAUACUUACUUUAUUGCAACUAUUGUUACUGAAAAAGUAAAGAGCCGAUUGGAUCCGCGAAUUUUCCAAGAUGAGAGGCGGCGCGACGGACUACAAGGGGCAGGAUGAGUACGCCGUUACUCUUCAAAACCUGCUUGCUACGGAAGCGGCAGAGAAGGAGAUGUCGCAGGGAGAGCUCUUCAAGUAUCUUGAUUCAAGUAGUUCUAGUUUUUUAGGAGCACUACUGCAACUACAACUUCAACUACUACAAGUUUUUGAUCUAUCAUCAAUCUCGUUUCAGAUUUUCAAAGAAAGGGACAAGUGGAUCGUCUACUCGUUUAGUAUUGCUUUUCUGAUCGGUCUUGGUCUUUUUGAUAUAACUCAGGUGGAAGAAAGCGGUCGAUGGUCAUCGGCGGCAGCUCGUGUCACUUGUGCAGGAUGGCACAGAUCGGCACGGAGAGUCGGUUUGGUCUCGGCUCCAAGAUGAAGUCCGAAAAUUCGAGGAAGGUCUGCGAAAGCUACAAACAAAAGGUGCGGAUAUGGAUGAAGGUAUUAUGAGAGGAUACAUAGGGUUUUCAAUUUCAAAGAAAAAGAAGGUGUUGGACUUUUUUCUGCGAAUAUCUGAACGAUCAUAAUGACACUCUUGCAAAAGAAAAAGUACUGAUGUAGUUGUUUCCUCUUGCUUCGGCUUAAUAAGUGUAUGAGAUUUCUGAUGCACCGCAGGUGGCUCUCCCCGGCGUACCUACGAUGUACUACGUGCGUCCCUGAACGAGACACAGCGGCGAUGCGAGAGCCUCAAUGCCGACCUGGCGUCCCAGCAAGAGGCGAACGCACAGCUGGUUUCGUCUUUGAAUACCUGCAAAAACAACAAUAAAGACCUCUUAGAGCAAAUCCAACAGCAGACAGCAGACAUCACGAGGAUCACACAGGAGAGGAUAGCGGACGAGCAGAAGCUCGACUUGAUGCAACGACACCAUCGGCAGGAAGAGCAGUCAUGGAAAGCAGACGGCUUUCGAAGACUGCACGUGUUGAGAGACCAGGGGGAUGAGAGGUUUCUUUUUCACUACUUCAGAAGCACGCUUUUCCAUUAGUUUGUUCCUUCGUCAUACAUACCUACGAUUAAGAAGUUGAUCUUGUUCUUGUUGCUUUGCGGGUUUAUAUUCAAGCGCUAGUGGGUGUGGGGGCAAUUGCAUUGAUCCUCGUAAGAGGAAGAACUUAUGUGUAAUGGAUGCGACUCUGUUUUCCCAACAUCAGGCACGCAUGCACGCAGAACCAUUUGACUUCAAAGUUGAAGUUUGUGCAAGCGCGGGCUGCAAUACUGCGAGAGGAGACGGAGGGUCUUCGACAGCAGAUGACAGACCAGAGAACACAGCUGGUUGGCAUGACUGAGCAAAUGUCGGGAUCCUAUCAGGCAGUAAAUUCGCGCGUACUGCAAGAGAUGGAGACAAAAGACAAGCACCACAGAGCCUCAAGAGACAAGCUCAAGGAGAAGAUAAAAGACCUGGAGCUAAAGCUUAUGGAGGUAUACGAGAUUAAGCGUUGUUUUCGAAGAUAAAUCAGUAGCGAUUGUGAUAAUGCCUCUUCACUUUCUUUUUGCGUCAAUAAAUGGGGAAUUUUCCGUAUCGAUGCACGUAUUAUUUUCGCAGAAGAAUAUGUUGAUAUCAAAGUCAACUCCACUUUCUGCAGGAGCACGAGUUUCAUGGACACGAGGUGUCCUCAUGGUCGCACCGGUAUGUAGGAGUGCAAGCGGAAAAGGAGGAUAUUCAGGCUCGAAUGGAUCGAGAACUAUCAAUGUUGACUGCGCAGAAGCAUGGCCUUGACAGAACUGUCAAAGCGGAACUGGCACUGUAUGAGCAGGAGCUAAAGAAACUCAAAGGCACAAUCCAGGAUUGCCACGGCGCAAAGGGCGAUUUAGAAAAAGUGCCACUGUUGAAUACUUUGACUUUUCUUUCUAAUAGUCAGCUCUUCUUUCAUCCAAAAUAUCAGCUGUUCCUUUAACUUUUCUUAUCUGCCGCGAGAUGUACGAUCAUCGACUGAAGUGGCGGAAGUGCUAUUUGGUUUUCUCGUUUUCAAAGAUGGCUCUUAUACUAGUACUGUCAUUCAUUGAGCAAGAGUCUCAACAUUUUUGCUACAGCAACUGGACGAUGCGAAGCGAGAAGUUUUCAGGCUUCAAAGUGUCUACGGUAGCGUGGAGACUGAGGCUCAGUGCAAGGAAACCGUCGUUGCUGAUCUCAGGAAGCAGCUUCGAGAAGCUGACGACGCGCUCUCAGCCGCCGUUGCAGGUAAUGAGCACCUCAAGUGCCAAAUGGAGGAACAGAGACUGCGCUUCCAGGAUAUGAACGAGGUUGAGCUUGCACGACUGAGGAAUAGCUACGAAGAAAAAGUGCAGAAGCUGGGGGAGCAACAACAAAAUGAAACGCAACUGCUGGAGUUUCAGAUCAAGUCCCUAGACGAGGUGUUGUCGGAGAAGGACCAGCAGAGGGAACGACUGGUGAGGAUGAUGGAAGGUCUGCAGAGCGAAUGUGGAGCACUAGAAAGAGACGUGGCGGUUAUGAAAGCGACCUUCGACCAAGAUGUGCGAAACCGACACGACCUAGAGCGCGAAUACGCACAGUGCAGACAAGAAUGGUAAACGAACAGUUCUUCGUGUAGCAUUAUUUCCAUCCAUCCAUCCAUCAUGGAAUGAAUGUGUGAGAAAACAAAAACUAAAACAUUCUUUUACUCCAGUCUGCGUUUAGAUGAAUCUGGAGUGAACUGCAUUCCAUUCGUUGCAUUGGGAAAUAGUAAAAAAUUAUUCUUCAGGGCAAGACAAAAACUGACGGUUAUCGAGACAACGGAGACGAAUAGUUCGAAGAAAGCGACGCUGGAAACAGAAUUGAAAUUUUUGACCGAUAGUUAUGUCGAUUACAAGCGCCAGGCUGCAAGCAAAGAGACAGAACUGCAAGGUACUACUUGUUAAAGAACUACAAAUGUCAAUAUUAUGUACGCCUUUUUUUAGAACCUCACCCAUCAAGCCGAUAACUGAUGAUGAAAUUUUUCUCACAAAAAGUAGGUAUUCUUAAUAACUUUAACUCUGCACCAUACAAAUUUUACAGGUCGUAUCAAUUCCUUCGAAGACGUUCUCAAGACGACCCGGGCGCAUCAAGUUGAAGCAGAGGCCUCAUUACGGGAGGUUUUGGAUGUCAUCGCAAAGACGAAGCAAGACGCCAGCAUGCAAUUGCAAAUAUCAACAGAGACUUGCGCGCAACUUGAGCGUGACCUUGAACAGAAGAAGCUCGAGUGGGAAGAAGAACGAAGAAGGCUUGACGUCUGUCUCGAAAACGAGCGCAGGGAUGCUGCAGAUAGCAGAGAAAAGUACUUUUCCUAUUCGAGGAGAAGAUUUGAUAAGGUCGUGAUUAAGAAGUGACUGCAAGUAAAAAUACCUCGUUGUUCCCGUGCAGUAGGCAACGUUGUAAGCUUUGAUGAAUACUAGAAGAAAUGUUUCAAUGUGUAUGCAGUGAUUGUGCUUGUUAUCCAUAGGUAUGAGAAGUGGCGCGAGCAGCACGCGGUCGCCUUACGACAGGUCUCAGAGGAAAGCAGCAGCAAAAUUCAAGCGCUGGAAGACGACAAGAACAAAAAGCAUGAAGAUUUUGACGGUCGGGAAAAACAGCUCCAGGUCGAGAUUCAACAGAAUAACGCGAAGACAGAUCAUCUGAAACAGGAAGCUGCGCGGUUGCGACACACGGUUCAGGAUAGUAACAACCGCUUCACACAGCUCAAGCAUGAGGUUGAGCGGGAGGAGCGGGAAAUGAACUUUCAACAUCAGCAGUACUACGAAGAGUUGAAGCAGCUCGCUGCCCAGGUAGAGGAGAGCAAGCGAAAUGAGUCGACUAUUAUGAAGCAUCUGGAUUCAACGGCACUUAGAAACGAACUCGAAAACAAGCGAUUAUACAAAGAGCUCGAGGAGACGAGAGGUACUACAAUAUUUUGAUGAAGUUGUUUAUUGGGGCCGUUCAUCUAUACCAGAAAUCCAUGAUAAUUAAGGUUCCAAAUUGAUACAGAACAAGAUUAAAAACCCAAAACUAUGUAGCAGGUGGAACUAUUGUUCCUACUGUCGAUUCAAAAAAUUUUCAGAAAUCGGCGGCAACACGCUUCGCGAUGCAGAAGGUAAGCUGAACAAAUUCAAGGGUACCUAUGCGGAGACUCUAGAGGGCACGUCGCAGAAAUACUCUCACGAGUUGACAAAGGAACAACAACGACUGGAAACCGUUGCGCGCGAAAACGAGCAGCUAAAAACCUUUCUCCGUGAGGAUAUGGGAAUCGCUGCUCCCUAA
Messenger RNA from Amoebophrya sp. A25, 4382 nucleotides. NCBI's taxonomy places the organism in Eukaryota, Dinophyceae, Syndiniales, Amoebophryaceae. The record is from the annotation of a GenBank genome assembly.